CUUUUGGACCUUUUAUUUUGGACGACUGUGCAACAAGCUUACUGAAGAGACAUGGUGUCGGCCGGCUUUCAGAUGGUGGGCACUGCCCUGUGUAUUAUUGGCUGGAUUGGGACCAUUGUUGUCUGUGCCCUUCCCCAGUGGAAAGUGACAGCCUUCAUCGGCCAGAGCAUCGUCACUGCCCAAACCACUUGGGAGGGCAUCUGGAUGACCUGCGUGGUCCAGAGCACAGGCCAGAUGCAGUGCAAGGUUUAUGACUCGAUGCUGGCCCUUUCAUCAGAUCUCCAGGCUGCCCGCGCCCUCAUCAUCAUCUCUAUCAUGGUCGGCGUCUUCGGCAUCCUCCUCUCCCUCGCCGGGGGCAAAUGCACCAACUGUGUGGAAGAUGAGAGCUCCAAAGCCAAAAUUGGCGUGGCAUCUGGUGUGAUGUUCAUCAUUGCCGGGGUUUUGUGCCUCAUCCCUGUGUGCUGGACAGCAAACACCAUCAUACAGAACUUCUACAACCCACUGGUUAUUGGCUCUCAGAAAAAGGAGCUUGGAGCUUCACUCUUCAUCGGCUGGGGAUCCGCAGGCCUCCUCAUCCUGGGUGGAGCACUCCUCUGUGCCAACUGUCCUCCCAAGGAUAAUUACUCUGCCAAGUACUCUGCUGCCCGUGCAAAUGGAGUCAAGGACUACGUCUGACGAGAGAAAAGCCAAAUGACAAGACUGAAAAAAGACUAAAGUCAAAUGCUUUGUGGUCCAUGAAAUUGAUUCAUGUUUCCUCAAUCAGCAUAAUUAGAAUUUCACAGUUUUCACAUGUUUAUUGUGCUCACAGUUCUGUUUGAUACUUUCAUGUUGAUAUACAGCACAUGUUUCUUCAGUGCCAAGAUGAAGAGAUGUGGACCACACCCAAACUUAAUCAGUGGGAGUGAAAGAAAAUACAUAUCCAAUUUAAUUUGUGCCCUUUUACAUAUCAUUCCAUUUUACAAUGUGUAUUAUACGUGACUGUCUGAAACUGUAAAUAAAGAUUUUUUUUAUCAAC
Molecule: messenger RNA, 1015 nt
Organism: Cottoperca gobio
Lineage: Eukaryota; Metazoa; Chordata; Actinopteri; Perciformes; Bovichtidae
Gene: cldna
Product: claudin a
Exons: 1
Coding region: 52-675 (207 amino acids)
Cellular component (GO): bicellular tight junction; membrane
Molecular function (GO): structural molecule activity
Source: RefSeq, a predicted model, not a curated record